AUGCCAAAUUCAGAAAGCAAAAACAAGAUUAUCCCAAAAAAACGAGGGCCAUCUUUUGAAUUAUUUUGUCAUAAAAAAACUUAUUGAUUGAAACACCUCUCACAUAGUUGAUAGCAUAAAACACACCUCAUAGUAAUAGUCAAUAGUAUUGUGUCCACCAAUUUAACAUGACAUUGACAUCCACAUGCUCUCUCAAUCAAAACACAAAUUAAUUAGCCACACUUUUUUCUCCUUUUUCUUUUCUUUUCUUUUUGGCACCUCUUGCCACUAUAUAUAUUGAUACACACAAAGAAGCACAAGAAAUACAUUUUGUGCUACAUUUUGGCAAUGGAUCCCAACAAUCUAGAGGAGUGCUGGUUCUUCGGCAACCUUCUUGAGACGAAAUCGAAAUCGAUAAUGGUUCGAAGCUUGUCGGAUCCGUGCUCGUCGUCGUCGGAAAAAUCGUACGAGGAGACUUAUGAAACCAUCAAGAAAUUAGAAUCACGAAGAAGAAGUUCGAAUAGAAAAAGCUCGUCGAAGAAGAAGAGCGGCUUGGCCCGCGCCCCCUCCCUUCCGACGAGCUUAGAGAGUCGAGAUGAUGAUGAUGAUGAAGUCGAAUUUUCCAUGGGAAAAUUGAUUAGACAAGCUUCUCUCAACACUCGCCUUCCUCCUCCUCCUUCACAAAUUGCUUCUAAUAAGGCAAGCGCGAGCCUAAACUGUUUGGAAGUUGAAGAGGUGCAGCAAGGUUUGAAGGAUUUGGGAUCGAUCGAGAAAGAGUUUGAUGUGGUUGAGAGGAGAGCUCCGCCGGUGCCACGGUGGGGCGGGAAGAGAGCGCCGGAUGAGAUGAAGGCGCAGAUCAAGUUUUGGGCACGGGCGGUGGCCUCUAACGUGCGCCAGGAGUGUUAAUUUCACACACCAUAGGAUUCCUAAAUUCCAAUCAUUUUGGCCUCUAUUGCUUUUAACAUCACCAACACAACAACAUCAUUCUUUUUCGGAUUUUGUAAACCAAAUAAUGCUCUUUCUUUCAAUUUUUUCUUGUAAUAUAGAUUUCCGAUCUCAAAAUUUGUUGGGAUUCAACUGAAAUAUCAAGAAAAUUCAUGUCA
This is a messenger RNA of Salvia splendens (bonfire salvia), 1082 nucleotides long. RefSeq lists its product as uncharacterized. The coding region runs from base 328 to 885 and encodes 185 amino acids. The record is from RefSeq and is a predicted model, not a curated record. Lineage: Eukaryota; Viridiplantae; Streptophyta; Magnoliopsida; Lamiales; Lamiaceae. The transcript is spliced from 2 exons.